CUCCCACCCCUCUGACCCCCACUGUCGUGCUCCUCCAGGCUGGGCCUAUGGCCGCGAAGCUUUUGAAUCUUCCCCCAUGGCAGAAACUAGCUGCUCGGCCCCCAGGAGGGCAACUCAUCAGGAACGAUGUGGAAGGUGUCAGCUCUACUCUUCAUUUUGGGGAGCCGAUGCUCUGGGUCCCGGCAGAGAGGAGCCAGCAUGGGCCAGCCAGAAGAUGACAUUGAGACUCCAGGUACAGAAGGCAGCAUUGUGAUGCCAGGUGCCGAAGAUGAUGUGGUGACCCCAGGAGCUGGUGAAGACCUCUCUACGGCUGGCUUGACAACUCUGGUGGCAAUGAGUGUCAAGAGUGUGACCGACACUGGCCCCGAGGAUCUGCCAACUCCAGAAAGCACAGCACACACCAAAGAAGGAAGUCCGAGCACCACAACCUCAAACGUGGCAACCAGUCCCUCCAGGGAGAAAGUGGAUGGAGAGACACAGAUAACAGUUGACAAGGAUGGUUUGGCAACAGUGACCCUGGUCGGAAUUAUAGUUGGGGUCUUACUAGCCAUUGGCUUCAUUGGCGGAAUCACCGUGGUGGUUAUGCGAAAAAUGUCUGGAAGGUAUUCGCCCUAAAGAGCUGAAGGGUUACGCCCUACUGCCAACACACUGAAAAAAAGACCUUUCUGUUCCUCUGCGCCCUGUCCCUGAGCUUGUGGGAGAUGAUCCGUGGAACACUUGCCCACCCCAUUCAGAAUCCAUGGUGAUCUCUCUGCUUGCCAAAGUAACUGAAGGAAAGGCGGUUCACCAGGCCUGGCUCCUCUAAAUAUUUGCCUUUCAAACAUGUUUUCGAAUCUACAUUCUAUAAAAGAUGAUUCGAAAGACAAGAUUCAUAGAAAAUGGGGCAAAACUGUAUAAACUGCAUUCUAAAAAGACUGGACCAUUGGAUCGAUGUUAGAUGCUGUAAUCAUG
Molecule: messenger RNA, 951 nt
Organism: Callithrix jacchus (white-tufted-ear marmoset)
Lineage: Eukaryota; Metazoa; Chordata; Mammalia; Primates; Cebidae
Source: RefSeq, a predicted model, not a curated record